This is a messenger RNA of Haliotis rufescens (red abalone), 4702 nucleotides long. RefSeq names its product glutamate-rich protein 6-like. Bases 93 to 2558 code for a protein of 821 amino acids. NCBI's taxonomy places the organism in Eukaryota, Metazoa, Mollusca, Gastropoda, Lepetellida, Haliotidae. The transcript is spliced from 19 exons. The record is from RefSeq and is a predicted model, not a curated record.
CUCAGCACGUGAUCGUCGCUAUAAACAAACUAGGUAAUGGCGGACCGAUAACACGAGAGUCUUACAUUCGUACAGUGCCAUAGGUGUGAAAUAUGGAAGAGGAAGAGUCGUCCCUAUCUCCCCCGAAUUCCACAGAGCGGACCAGGGAUGCGGGAGAACAAACCAAACAGAUGGAGAGACAGAGCCCAGGAUCUGGGAAAAGGAAAAGUGUGGAAUUCUUAGACAAUGUGGAAGAAAGGGAUGUUGACAUUGGAGGGGGUGAGGACAGCCCUGGGGGUGGGGGUGAGGACAGCCCGGGGGACAACAGGGAAGAGGACGGGCCCGACAAUGGCUUCGCCACUGACAGUGAGAGCGAAGUAGAUAUCGGUGUCAAGCCCGACAUUGAAGACACAUCCUCAGAAGGCUCUUCAGCCACACUGGACGUUCCUGGCCAAGGGCGGUCUCUUCCAAAGAUAGCACGCGGGUUCCGACCAGAAAUCUUUGAUGAUGAGGCUGUAGUUGAAAGUAGGACAUCUAAACGUUCAGUGACCUUCACCCCCAAACCAUCAGACGACAUGUUAAGUUCCAGAUCACCAGCUAUUAAGGAAACAGCGAAACGGAAGACUUACGAUGGGCGUGAGAUCACCAUGGUUACGCUGGACACACAGACAGACUGGCAAUGGGUGGAAGAUGCUGUGGAGACUGGACUCGGGAAACACAUCCCUUCUGGUGCAGUCAUCGGCAGUGAGGAAAAGAAAGAAAAAAGUGAUCUCAAAUCUAUACUGGUGAAGCCGGACAGUCGGGAGACCACCAGUCUGUCCAAGGGGGACCUCACGGAUGCAGUGUCGGCAGAUGACCGCAUGGCCCCUACCACGCCCUUCACGCCCUACAGUGAUGAGUUCGGCAUCCCCAUCCUUGACAUCAGCUCAGACUCCGAUAGUUCCGACGAGGACUCCAAUAGGAAAGACCCGGAUGACCGUAGCUUUCUGCCAAGUAUUGGUCCCCCUCAGAUCCUGCAGUACAUCCGAGAGUCGGAGCUGGCUGAGAUAGAAGUGGAGGACCCAGACAAGCGGAAGGAAAAGGAGGGGGUUGACGUCACCGACUACCCCCUGGACGAGUGCGGACGCAUGUAUGGCAUGUUCGGCGGCAAGUGUGAGUUCUGUGCGCAGGACAUAAAGCCGUUCCCCUCGCUGGAACGCCAGCGUCAACUCCCCCCCGAUGAACUGUACUGCUGCGAGGAAUACCGGGAAUUUGUGCAGUUCGCAACCUCAACAGCGAUGGAUCUUGAGCAGGAGACGAGCAAUGCCAACAAGCUGAUCAAUAUCAAACCUCACGCUCACUUUGGCAACAAGAACGACAGGAAGGCCGCGAAGGAGAGAGCAGUACAGAGCAAAAAGAAAUUUUCUUUUCCUCUUGGGAGCAAAAAGAAAUAUUCUGUAGCUCAUGGGAGGAUGCGAGAAAGAGAACUUCAGCGAAGACAACAGGAGGCCAGUGGCCUACAGCAGAGCUUCUACAGCUCAACAGGGGGCACAGGGGGGCACGGCGGGGGCAUCAUGCCCUCCGCGCGGGCCACGCAGGCUGCGGCUAUCAAAGCUAACGUUUUACCUUCGCAAGGAAUGUCCUAUAAAGAUGGUGCUACCUCGAACAGAUCUUCAGGGUUGCUCCCUAAUGAAGUUGCCCGUCAGAUGAAGACAAUCAACUACCAGUUGUCAUCACAGCGAUGUCUGGAGGAGGGAUGGACGUUGCGGCCGCCGAGCCCACUCAACAAAGAGGACGAGGAUAUAGACAUCUUCAUGCCUGAACCAUUAAACCCGGCCAUGAUGGGGACAGGGAGGUUUCGAGAACGUCCAUUGAUACAGAAGUUUUAUGAGGAUGGAAAGAAAUUCCUAACAGUAUUCCCUGAUGGAUCCGGCAAUGUGUUCUACCCUAACGGUCAGAUCGCCAUCCUCAUCAGCUGUGUGAGCCUUGGUCAGUACAUCUACGUGGUGCAUGACGACUCACCCAGCCGCACGGUCAAGGCUGUGUUUGAACCCAGUGGGUAUGGGUCCUGUUACCAUAACAACGGAAUAGUCAGGUUGUACUUUGACCAGCUGGGCGGCAUCGAGCUGGAUGUUCAUGGGGGCAGGAGGAGGAAGUGGACGUGGAAGGACCAGGAGACUCACGUCCACGCCCCGCCAUUCCAGCCAAUCUGCUUCGGCCUGAACCGCUACAUCGGCAUCCGUGUGAUGAACCAGGACAGCAUCGCCCUCACCCUCACGGCCAGGAAGAGAAGCUGCAGGUUCAAUGUCGGCUCGCGUCUUAAGCUGGUGGCGCCAGAAAACAUUCCGCCCAAAGAGAUUGAUGAGGCCAUGCUGUUCCUGGAUGAGCGCAAAGCUUAUGUUGAAUCAAUACUUGACAAAGUGUCCAACCUCCUCAAGUUCCCCAAGUCACCGAAACUUGACAAGAUCCUACCGCCAAUCCACCUGACGUCCAAACUACAACGCACAGAGAAACUGCGGCAGGAGAAGACUGCCACCAGGCUAUCUGGCAGAAAGUCAGCGCGAGGGAAGGGAACACUUCCGGUUGUAACUGUCAACUAACUCAACCACAAAUUCCCUGUACUCUUCACCAUGUGCUUAAGGAACCAAGCUUGUCAAGUAGUUGUUGCUCCAAAGUCACUGUGAUGAACAUUGUAAUUUAUUGAGGAGAUAUUUUGUGUUAAACUCCUCAAUAUUGUUAAAAAUAAUGUUUCUCCCUUUCUCUCCUUUUGAAAAACAUUUAUGUGUAGUCAAAAAUAUAUAACAUUUACUGUAAUGCUAGUUAAUAUUGUGUUGAGGAAUAUGACCUGAGUUUUAUGAUUUACUUAUAUGUAUAAGCAGAAGACUCUGUCUCAUGUUUCAUAUUUAUUCUGGGAUACGAUGAACAUUUGAUAUUUCUGAGAGGCCUCAAAAACAGAUAUCAAAGUAAACCAUCCCGACAACGUUGUUCCAACUGUGUACCGGAAUAUCACCUGGGACUGGAGCAUCUGAAAGAUUUAAUCAGUUUCAAUUAAUUAACAACUGUAUUCAAGAACAUUUACUCAGAGCUCAAGCAUAUUCUUUACUUCUCUUUUUUUAUAAAUGAUGAAUGACCACUAUGUACUUAUAGUGGCAUGUACUUCUGGUGUCUUACUUACUUCCUAUAGUGCCUACAUCGACCUGUGUUUAUGAAGUUAUGAACUUCCAUAAUUCCCGUGUCUGCCAUUUCUCUUUGCUCAGAAUUCCCUGUUUAAUUUAUCCAGGUUCCGCUGCCAUGAUUUUUCUAACGCGUAUUGUCUUUACUUUUAUCAAUGUAAUGAUUCUGUAAAUAAACCUGCAAAUAAUAUUAAUAAUAUCAAAGUAUUACUAUUAGUUCACCUUGCCACCACCAGUCACAACAAUCUGUUCAUUAGAAUGCAAUAAGUUGUAUUGUACAGUGUAAAUACAUGCCAUUGCUUGUACAGUAUGUAGAGACUCAGAUAACUUGGGGGAUUGGAAGUAGUGCAUGUAGAAACAGUUAUACAUUAGCAGGAUGCAGAAUAUACUGAUGCUGACAUUUUCAGAGGGUGUUGAUCGUCACGAUUCAAAUGAAUACCAGGAUUUCUUGACAUAUUCAAUACUGGCGCCAACCAUAUACAAUUAUGAAAUUAGCACCAGUUGAUACCCUUAAGUGAAUUUAUCAUUUAUAGGUUUGUGUCAUCAAUGACAUAAACAAAUCUGAUAAAUUUUGUAACUUGAUCCGAUGGACAUGCAAACGAGGUUGCCCAGCAGGAACUAGAGUGAGUGAGUGAGUAUUGUUUUACGCCGUUUUUAGCAAUAUUCCAGCAAUAUCACGGCGGGGGACACCAGAAAUGGGCUUCAAACAUUGUACCCAAGGUAGAGAAUCAAAUCCAGGUCAGGUGUGAUGAGCGAAUGCUUUAACCACUAAGCUACCCGACCGCCCCAGCAGGAACUUGAAGCUCCAUUCAUCAAACGUGAUUCAAAAUCAUUCCCUUUGGUGAAUUUCCCAAUUUGUCGUCAAAAUAUGGCGACAGACAUAACUGCAAGUCAUUUGGUGCCAUAUAUAAAUUAGGUAUUAUUUAAAGAACGACUUUAUAUGAUAAGGAGAUUAUGCCCCACCUGUGUAUCUUUUAUAUAUCAUAUAUUAGGAAUAUAUAUUGUAUUACGAUAGCCUUUGGCGAGCAUAAUACACAUUGUUUUUAUUCCUAAUAUAUUGUAUCUAAUAAACAGACUCACUCACUCACUUAACAAAUUUUUUAUUAUUAAUAAAUAAAAAUAACUUUUUUGUACGGGUAGGGUUAUAUUAUGUCUUACUAACACUUGAUAUUUUCUAGGGGCAGGUGUUGUCAGUAUUAUACAACAAGUAUUAUAUAGCAUACCGUAUUCGUCGUAAUACGUUUACUAACCAAUAUUUUAACAAAUUUGGUACUUAUUAGAGCGGGGCGCUUAUUAAGUCGAAUACGGUAUAUGUAUUUUUGGAUCACACAUAAUCAUGCAAUUUAAUUUGUUUUUUGGCAGAAGGCAAUUUAUCAUUACUUGUAAUAAAAUCCAGGAUUGUCUUUUCUCACCUAACUUAAAUGGUGAAUUGUUUGUUAAUUACAUGAUUUAGAUCAGAACCAUGCGCUGCAUUUUAAAGACCUGUAUCUUACUGUAGCCUAUGACCUGCUGCUGAUGUGAGGGUUUGUGCUGAUACCUUAUUCUUGUAAAUAAACCAAACUGAAUAUCUC